AUGGUGGCACGAAGCCCCCACUGUGGGACCACCGGCCCGGCCGAAACGCAGCAGCAGGCUCUGCACCUGCCCGAGGAGGAGAGCGUGCCCUCUUCUGUGAAGGUGCUGGCUCAGGCCAGGCCCUCAGGAGCCUGUAUAACCCGACCAUCCCUCUGCUUCCCCCCUGUGGCCGUGCAGAAGAGGCUGCGCAUCCUGGCCUGGCUGUCCCAGGACUCUGUGCUGUGGCUGAAGAUGGACUUAAUGGCCAGCCCUCUCCAUCCACUGGAGACCUGCUGGGCUGACGAGGACUGUCCUGAAGGGGAGACGGGGAUGCACAGCCAUGGCAUCAAAACGGGCCAAUGUGUGAUAUUCAAUGGGACCCACAGGACCUGUGAGAUCUGGGACUGGUGCCAGGUGGAGAAUGACACUGUGCCUGUGAAGCCCGUGCUGGUCCAGGCUGAGAACUUCACCCUGUUCAUCAAAAUCACUGUCACCUUCAGCAAGUUCAACUCACCAAGUGAUGCCUUGGAGACCUGGGAUGCCACCUAUUUCAAGCACUGCCUCUACGACCCACGCUUCAGCCCCUACUGCCCUGUGUUCCACAUCGGGGACCUUGUUGCCAUGGCUGGUGGGGUCUUUGAGGACCUGGCAUUGCAUGAUGUGCUGUGUGCAGGGCGGUGCUGUGGCAUCCACGUCUGCUGAGAUGGUGACCUGGAUACGGGGGGCCCCGACUGCCAAUCUCACUACUCCUUCCAGCUGCGGGAGUGGAGCUCCAACUUCAGGACAGCCACUCACCAGGGGGAGGCCUCAGGCGUGGAGGCCCGGAGCCUGCUCAGCUCUACGGGAUCUAGGCUCAGCCCAGGUCUCUCUCAGGCAGGGAAGUUCGGGCUCAUCCCCACAACCCUCACUCUGGGCACUGGAGCAGCCCGGCUGGGUGUGAUCACCUUCUUCUGUGACCUGUUGCUGUUGUACGUGGAUGGAGAAGCCCAUUUCUACUGCAGGACCAAGCAUGAGGAGGGGGCUGCGGGCCUGCCUGACCCUGGGCGACACUUUGGAGGGUGGUGGAUGGAGCCCUGCCCUGCUGUCCUCAUCUGCAGGCAAAGGCCCCGAAGGGAACUGCCAACCCUGAGCAGACAGGCGGCUUCCCCAACAUCCGGCUGCCCAGGUGCCUUAGAGGGGGCCCAGCACCUGUCCCCACUGCUGCUGCUGGGAGCUGGACACAGUCACCGGGGGCCUGGCACCCACUUGCUGGCCCAUUCCUGAGGCCUGUAGCCUUUCUCUGCUCGUUGGGUGUUGGGGGCUGGGAAGGGUCAGUGCCCCACCUUGGGGACUCACAGCUGAAGCCCUGGCAGGACCAGGGCAGGGGUGGGGGAGAAUUCCACCCUUCAGCUCCCAGGCAGCCUGUCCCUCCCCCAGCUCCAGCCUUGGCAGGGGCCCACAGAAGCCAGUUUCGUGUACAGACUGCAGGGAACAGAUGCAGGGCCCUGGUCCAGUGGGGCUCUGGCUGGGGCUGGGGCUGGAGAUGCUCUCCCAGGCUCCGUCUCCAGUGUUCCCAGCAGCUCCCCACUCUCCAGCUGUCCACCACACUGGCUGUGGUCGCCUUGGCCCUGCCUGGCUCCCAGCCCUCCUCCCCCUGCUGGCACCCCCCUCACAGGGAGAGGCCCUGCCCUCUCAGCUGCCCCGCAGUGGUGUCUGUGCAGCCAGAGUCCAAGGCCAGGGAGAAGGCAGCCUGGCAGGAGGAGCUGUGGCAGCUGCUUUGUGCUGGGUUCCCAGGGCAUGGCCCCUCCCAGCUCUGGGCCUCAUCCAUGGAGUGAGGAGUGUGGUGGCAGAUGCUCUGACCCCCUAGUACCCCAAGCAAAGGUACAGGCACCUCUUGGGCCCAUACCUGCUCAGCUGAUGAGCACCAGCACCUUCCUGGUGGCAGCCCUUUGGCUGUGGAUGGCUGGGAUGGGGAGCUGGGUAGAGGGGUUGUUGGUGGGCAUGGGGUCCUUUGGGACCCUCUGUCUGUCUCCUUGGUGACACCAGCCCAAUGCCCUGGAAUCUGCUCACCAGGCUUCCUGGGAUUCAUAGGGUGGGGAGGCUGUAUAUCUGCACACAUGUCACUGCUGCCCAAGGUCACACCUGAGAAUACAUCUGAACAGCUGCUACCCCAGCCUGAGGCAACUGCCCGAGGACCAUGCUCUGACCAAGUGCCCCAGGUGGAGCCCAGGGGCUGGUGGGAAUGUUCUUAACAGAGGACAUGGAAACCUCAGCAGGCUGGCCUGGUUCUGGCUCUGGAAUCCUCCAGGGGCCUGAGUCCUGCCUGCUGGAGAAUUUCCCUAUGUCCUGGGCCUAUGGUCAGGAGUGGGGAGGGACGGGGCUGCAGGAGCCAAGCCCUCUCAGGGGCCUGGGGACCCCCAAAGAUGGGGCUCCAUCACCACCAGGUGAGCUGAAGGUCCCUGGAGCAGGUCCAGGUGCUUGUGCACCCACCUCCCCGUGUGUGUCCCAUCCCGAGCCUUUGUCACAAAGCCCUGAGGGGGCAGCAGGGAGAGAGGCCGCUGGAAGCUGCGGGCAGCCCUGGGCUGGGAAACAGCUGCUGUCUUAGUCUGCACGCCCAUGUAGGGGACUGUGUGCACAUGUGGGCCUGUGCCUGAGAGAUGCAUGUGCCCGGGCAGGGGGUCUCUCCAUCCGGGGCAGGGAUCAGGACAUGCCCUGCUUUCUGGGAGCCCUGGGAAACCGAGGGAGCCCAGAACUGCCCUGCCCUUUCUAAGUGGCCUCCUUGGGGUCCAGGCUCUGCUUUCUAUAUCUGCCCCCAAGGGACAUGUGGGGAGCCUUGGAGGGAGCCUGGUCCCACCCUGUGCCUGGUGUGUGUAGCUCCCCCCUGUGCUGGGCAGAGGGCACUGGCCUGAGGGCGGAAUCCCCGGACCCAGGUCUGGCCAUGUCCCUGACUCAGGGCUGUCCCAGGGCUGGCACCCUCACCUUACAGAACCUCGGCAAAUGUGCUAUAGGUUGGAGAUAAUCAUCUACUUCCUGGGGACAGGUAAGGACUCAGGAUCACAAAGACCCCC
Messenger RNA from Equus quagga, 3026 nucleotides. Its product is annotated as P2X purinoceptor 6-like. Lineage: Eukaryota; Metazoa; Chordata; Mammalia; Perissodactyla; Equidae. The transcript has 10 exons. The record is from RefSeq and is a predicted model, not a curated record. Gene Ontology annotation, molecular function: ATP binding; purinergic nucleotide receptor activity; extracellularly ATP-gated monoatomic cation channel activity. Gene Ontology annotation, biological process: monoatomic ion transport. Gene Ontology annotation, cellular component: nuclear inner membrane.